Messenger RNA from Nipponia nippon (crested ibis), 4208 nucleotides. RefSeq names its product protein phosphatase 2 regulatory subunit B'gamma (gene PPP2R5C). Gene Ontology annotation, cellular component: protein phosphatase type 2A complex; cytosol; nucleus. Gene Ontology annotation, molecular function: protein phosphatase activator activity. Gene Ontology annotation, biological process: signal transduction; protein dephosphorylation. The record is from RefSeq and is a predicted model, not a curated record. NCBI's taxonomy places the organism in Eukaryota, Metazoa, Chordata, Aves, Pelecaniformes, Threskiornithidae.
GUCUUUUUUUAAACUAAAAUGGAGGCUGGUUUCUUGCCUUAAGGAAUACAUUGCCGUGCCUGCUGGAGCCUAGAUGUUGACAUGUAACAGAGCCGGCAGCAGGAUGGUGGUUGACGCAGCCAAUUCCAAUGGGCCGUUCCAGCCCGUGGCCCUUUUGCAUAUCAGAGAUGUUCCUCCUGCUGAUCAAGAAAAGCUUUUUAUCCAGAAGUUACGACAAUGUUGUGUACUUUUUGACUUUGUUUCUGAUCCACUAAGUGACCUAAAGUGGAAGGAAGUAAAACGAGCAGCUUUAAGUGAAAUGGUAGAAUACAUCACACACAAUCGCAAUGUGAUUACAGAACCUAUUUACCCUGAAGUAGUACAUAUGUUUGCAGUUAAUAUGUUUCGAACAUUACCACCAUCUUCCAAUCCAACGGGAGCAGAAUUUGAUCCAGAGGAAGAUGAACCAACCUUAGAAGCUGCAUGGCCUCAUCUACAGCUUGUUUAUGAAUUUUUCUUAAGGUUUCUAGAAUCUCCAGAUUUCCAACCUAAUAUAGCUAAGAAAUAUAUUGAUCAGAAGUUUGUAUUACAGCUUUUAGAGCUCUUUGACAGUGAAGAUCCUCGUGAAAGAGAUUUUCUUAAAACAACUCUUCACAGAAUAUAUGGGAAAUUCUUAGGCCUAAGAGCUUACAUCCGGAAACAAAUUAAUAAUAUAUUUUAUAGGUUUAUUUAUGAAACAGAACAUCACAAUGGCAUAGCAGAGUUACUGGAAAUACUGGGAAGCAUAAUUAAUGGAUUUGCCUUACCAUUAAAAGAAGAGCACAAAAUAUUCCUAUUGAAGGUUUUGUUACCAUUGCACAAAGUAAAAUCACUCAGUGUCUACCAUCCACAGCUGGCGUACUGUGUAGUUCAAUUUUUAGAAAAGGACAGCACGCUUACAGAACCAGUUGUAAUGGCACUGCUGAAAUACUGGCCAAAGACUCACAGUCCAAAAGAAGUCAUGUUUUUAAAUGAACUAGAAGAAAUUUUAGAUGUUAUUGAACCAUCUGAAUUUGUAAAAGUUAUGGAGCCUCUUUUCAGACAGCUAGCCAAAUGUGUGUCCAGUCCACACUUUCAGGUUGCGGAGCGAGCAUUAUACUACUGGAAUAAUGAAUAUAUUAUGAGUUUAAUUAGUGAUAAUGCAGCAAAGAUUUUACCCAUCAUGUUUCCAUCCUUGUACCGGAAUUCAAAGACGCAUUGGAACAAGACAAUACAUGGCUUGAUAUACAAUGCUCUGAAACUCUUCAUGGAGAUGAACCAAAAACUGUUCGAUGACUGCACACAGCAAUUUAAAGCAGAAAAACUGAAAGAGAAGCUAAAAUUGAAGGAACGGGAAGAAGCAUGGGUUAAAAUAGAAAAUCUAGCCAAAUCAAAUCCCCAGUACCCAACAUAUAGUGACACGAGUUUGCUGAACAGUCCUGUUGCAAUGGAAACAGAUGGGCCUUUAAUUGAAGAUUUGCAGAUGCUGAAAAAGACAGUGAAAGAAGAGGCUUGUCAGGCACAGAAAGAUCAGAAAAAAGAUCGUCCUCUUGUGCGACGCAAGUCAGAACUGCCUCAGGAUAUCUAUACCAUGAAAGCCUUGGAAUCACAUUGCAGAGCUGACGAAUUAAUAUCACAUGAUGGGCAUUAAACUAUUACAGUGAAAUAUUAUUUUGGAGGAACAGGUUGUUUUUUUUCUGGACUCAGUUCUACAGUAGAACUUACUUUUUUGUGCCAUACCAAUCAGUUACACACAAAGUCAAAGCUUUCUUCAACCCAGUUCUGUCGGCAAUAACUUAAUAGAGUAUGCAGCUCAAGAUUAGUAGUUCAAACAAUGGUAAAUUACCCAAGUCCAUAUGCAGAAUAUUGGGUUGACUAUAAUCAAGUGGACACAAUUUCCCGGAGGUGUUAUCAUAGUACCAGCUAGCUGAUAACAUGCAGUUUUUAUACUCAUAUUUGAGAAAAGCAUUCUAUAAACUCUUUCUGUCUAAAUAAGUGAAUGACCAAUAGUUGGUACUAAUGAUAAAUGUGUGUUUUCAAAAGUGAAAUUAUUUCAAAUUUAAGUAUUAAACUUUUUCUAGGAUUUCUCAACUUUACAGUUGUUUCCACAUUAUUGCUGUCUUGUAAUAUACCAGCAGUUUUGAAAAUACACAGUUAUUCUUUCGUAUUAUAAAACAUGGCUUACAAACUGGUAACUUUCAUGACAAUCCUCAAUCAUCAUUCCUUUCUAAGAAUUCUGUAAAUUUAUUUCUCCUUUACUUAGGAUAAAGAUAUAUAUCUAUAUAUACCAUGUCCUAAUACUUUAUGUAUAUUUAAAGCCAUAUUUUCCAGUCUUUAGUGUAUAAUACGGCACCAGUAUUCCAGAAAUGAACUGGUAGAAGAAUUUUUCCUAAAAUGAAAAUUUUUACUAUGACUGGGAAUAGACUGACUAUAAAAUUUCAUUUUACAUUUUUUUUCAAGUCAAUAAAUACUCUUUCACUGUUUUCUCCCUUAUCUGAGCUUUUAAUACUCAGCAUUUUUCUUGGGCUCUAGGAGUUCAAUAUUCUGUGGCAGAUACUAUGCGUGAUUUCAGUUGCAUCAGUUUUUAUCUGAAAGGUGAACGUAACCUUUCAGGAAACACAACAUCAUAAGCUUAUUAAAAUAAGAAGAACAACAGACCCUUGAAUUCCAUUCUGCUUCUUUUUAGAUGAGUCUAAGAGCUGAGGAGAUAAUAGUAAUUUUACCGUGACAAUAUUUUUUGUUGUUGUUGUAAAGAGCACAUGUGCUGCAAAUACACCUCACAAGUGAACUGAAAAUGCAUCUGAGUUGCUGAUGAUCUUCAAAUGCUGCUAUAUAUUCCACAAGAUUACUUGCAUGUAAUGAGCUUUUUGUUGUAGAUGGAAAAGCACGGAAGGAAAAUCUCUUUAAAAAUAUAGUGCUUUGUCUUCAAUAUUUGAUUUCUCUCAGGGUGGCCAGUAUUUUGACUUACUUAUCCUGCUUACAAGCUGUUUGAAAUGUGUUCUGCUAUUCUAAAUGGGUGAUUAGUUUCUUUCGUCUCUGGCAGUAACAUGAUAGAACUUAAUGUUUAAUGUCUUGAUGCAUAAAGAGAUAAAAACGUGGCUUCUUUAAAAAUAGUUUUGUUUUACUUUUUAAGGAAGUAUAACGUCUCCUGCAUCCAUUAAAAAAAACAAAUGCGCAAAGCAGACAUUCAUAGUAACCUUGUGCAGAUGUAGUGCCUGCUGUUUGUUGGUUGCAUUUAACAUUCGAUUUCCAAUAUUUGUUAUGUUGUCUACUGGAAGAAAAUUGUGGGUGGUAAAUAUUGGCUUACAAUAACUAAAUUUAAAGACCAACCCAACCUUUAAGUGGAAUGUCCACUGUGUCUGAAAACAUUUCCUGUAAAACUUGAAAAUGAAUAUGCUUUACCAUUAGGAUAAACUAUAUUAAAACAGUUUAAAGAUGCCUUCUCCUUUUGAGGGAAAAAGGGUGCUUUUUUAAUUGUGUAAAGCAAUGUCUAUGUAUUUUGAUAUACCAUUGUUUGAACUUCCAUCUUUAGCUGGUAGAUUAUCAGUUAUCUUUGAUUUUGGGUGUUCAGUAUGUUUGUGCAAGAGGUUGCUGAAAGGAAUUAUUCUUAUGUUACCCAAGGGGAAAAAAAAAAACAAACCUGUAUAUCAAUGUUUGAUUGAUUGUGUGAUGCUCAACGUAUAAGAACAUCUUUCACUGUCUGGAUUUUAUUUCUGUUCUUUAUUGAAGAUAAACACUCACCAAAAAGGGAAGUAUUAUGGUAUUUUUAAAGGCUUAAAGUUCACCAUAAAUUCAUAAUUGAAGUUUUGGGCCACUGAACACUUAGGCAAUAUUCCAAAACCUAUCACCACUAAUGGUUUAGCAUGUUUAUUAUCAAUAUUUAUAUGCUACUUAUAAUCCUGUACUAAACCAUUCCGAAACUAAUACAUCCAAAAUAAAAAGAAAAAUUAAAGUAGAAUUUUGGUGACUGUUGUUCUUCAUAAAGUUCUGUGUCUGAUACCUUUCCCCGUUUUCCAAAAUUACACCUGUACAUCAGGAAUGUCAAAAGUAAUAUUACAAGUGUCUUUUUAGUGUGGCUUUAGUAUGGCUUCAUUUUAAUAUUGUACAUACAUUGUACCUUGUUUUAUGGUAAUAAGUAAUAAAAAUGUAGACUUCAUAUUUUGUACAGAAUUGUCCUAUGUACAGAAUAAAAAGUUCCUAGAAACAGCAAA